Molecule: messenger RNA, 1122 nt
Organism: Fonsecaea multimorphosa CBS 102226
Lineage: Eukaryota; Fungi; Ascomycota; Eurotiomycetes; Chaetothyriales; Herpotrichiellaceae
Exons: 3
Coding region: 1-1122 (373 amino acids)
Source: RefSeq, a predicted model, not a curated record
AUGGCUGAAGUCGAAGUUAUAAACAUGGACGAAAUCCGCGCUGCCUUCACAGCCGCACUCAAAGAUGUCAAAGACUGGAACAAUUCCUUUGAUUGGCCUGAGGCCCACACGUUCGUCUACAGGGAGAUAGACGGCGUCAAGAUCGAAGUCGACGUCCAGGUGCGCGAAACGCCGAUUAGCAGCGACUCUUUCGUCCAGUCGGCCAAGCGACCUAUUGCGCUCUUCAUUCACGGAGGCGGCUGGAUGGCUGGUAUCCGUAACGACUGCCCUAAGCCGAUAGUACACGAAUUCAUCACAAAGGGAUUUGCAUUCGUCUCGAUUGAUUAUCGCCUCCUUCCUGAAGUCGAUUUCAUCACGGGGCAGCUAAACGAUGUGGCAUUCGUGGAGACCUGGAUCCGAGAGAAGUUACAGUCUUGCUUGCAAGACCGGGGUGUGAAUGUGACGGUCGAUACCGACGCCAUUGUCGUCCUAGGAGGCUCUGCCGGUUCUCAUCUGGCCUCGUUAACUCCUAAGAUAUGGAAAAAGAAGCCUCAGGCUCUCCUACUUUUAGCUGGGCCUACAAAUCUCUUUCUAGUCCGGAAGCUGGGUCGCCCCUUGGGAGGCGGCAAGCUCACCGAAGUAGUCGCUCGAGUUCCCCUAGAUCCCACUCCAGAAUUCAUCAAGUCAGCAUUCUUUGAGAGCGUGCGAACUAAUUCGGCCCCAAAUUACAACGUGGAGCCCUUCUCAGAGCCUCGUUCAUUACUUAGUCUCUCCAUCCACUUGAACGAUGUCAUCCCCGAGUUCCUCGUGCUGGGACUACCUGAUGGGAAGCUGCCAAAGAAAGGUAGCGCCCCUAAGGAGAAAAUUGAAUUUAUCAGUGCAUACUUCGGGGACCUCAGCGACUGGCCUCCGACGUUCCAAAUGGUCGGCGACACUGACGAAGCAUUCGACGUAACGCAAUUGAGUCUGUUCCAUGAUAAAUUGCGCGAUCAUAACAUCCCCUCUGCUAUGCUCGUGGUGCCUCAAAAGUCUCACGGCUACGAGGGAAUGGCCAAGAUUGGCGACCCGACGCACUUGAGAUAUAUCCAGCCGGCUUGCGAGUUUGUGAUAAACAGCGUCCUGAAGGAAAACAAGGCCAAAUGA